UAUUAAUUACGGAGCACAAGAGUGAUAUGUAUGCAGUAAUACAGGAGGAAGAUUCUUCGUAGCGGAGACAUACUAGAGCAAUAUAGUAAGAUGACUGCUAGCAAUGUAAGACGGCUAGCUGGCUAGCUAACUGGUCAGCUAUCUUGUGCUAAAAUACUAGCUAGCCAGCUAACUAGCUAAAAAACAUCAUUGAAUUAAACUGGUAAUUUCGCCGUCGUAUCAUCUAUAAACGAAGAUCGGGAUUAUCCCGACUCUGUUACUACAUGCAUCCUCUACAUUGGAUUCUUGUUUUCAAUGAUUGUGAUUCUAGUUUGAUCAUAGACAGAUGUCUAGCAAGCAGAGUUUACGAGGGUAACGUUGGGCUACAUGGUCAUACCAGCUUGCAUGUUAGCCUAGCUAUCUUACACACAUCUGUAAGUGAUCAUAUUUUCUAAAGAGGGGGAGUGUUCGGCGCUUUGCUAACUAACCAACUAACUAGCUAUUUGGCAGUCGUUUCACCCAAAAUCAUUGUACUCGUUGCUUUCUUUUUUUCUGUCCAUCGCGUUGUCUGACGUCUUGGCUUGGAGUUCAUUUUUCUGGUUGUUAGAGGGAGAAAUAGUUCCCGUGACAGAUAUAAUGAGGAAUAGCUAACGUUAUGUAGCUGCCAUGUUAACUGAAUUCAUGGAGUAGCUUGGAGCUGGUAACGUAAGCUAAUCCUCUGGUUCUUUGUUAAGAUCACCGGAGUAGUGUUUGGACCCAUUAAAGACGUGCUCGACAAUUUUACACUUUUUCUCUAUAUGAACGGUGACAUGGCACCGCACCGACAGUCAUAUUAAUGGCUGCCGAAUCGGGGAGACUACUGGCGGGACAAAGUCAAGGAAAACGAGGCAAAGGUUCACAGAUGCUGAAGAGCCCGGAGAAAAAGAGGAAAAAAUCCAAUGCACAGCAGGGGCCAGCGGUUUCGCACCUCUCCGAGUUUGCGCCCCCGCCCACCCCCAUGGUAGAUCACCUGGUGGCCUCCAACCCGUUCGAUGACGACUUUGGAGCCCCGUCCCGUCCCAGUGGUGCUGCCUUCUUGUCCAGCCCGGGGGCGAGCGGUGCUGGCGGUGGUUAUGGGGGUCCUGGCCGAAUGGGGGUCCCCAUGGGCUUCAUGGGGGGCCCUGGGGGGCCUAGGGGAGGCCCGCCUGGACGCGGGCCGCCGUUCGGCCCCCCUCCACCCAAUGCCGGGCCGCACCACCUAGGUGGGUUUGGGAUGCCGGGGUUUCCGGGCGGCGGAGGAGGAGGCGGGGGUGGGGGUGGCUUUCCCCCCGGCGGUCCAUCGCAGUUCAACAUGCCUCCCAACUUCAGCCCGCCCAUGCAUCCUAGCCAAGGAUUCAAUCCCAUGUUGUCCCCCGGCGGGAUGGGCGGGCCAGGGGGCGGGGGACCCCCACAUCCUCGCUUCGGGAUGCCUCCGCAGCAGCCUCAGCAUGGCCAGGGCGUCCACCCCUUCAACAGCCCUCCUCUACCAGGUGGAGGGGGCCCUCGGGGGCCACCCCAUGGGCCCAUGAACCCCAUGGGCGGCAUGCCAGGCGGGAUGAACAUGAUGGGACCCAUGGGGGGUCCUGGAGGAGGAAACAUGGUUGGGGGCCAUCCGGGGUUACCCCCACAGGGACAGUUUCCACCUAACCAGGAAGGCCCCUACCCGGGCCCCAGUCCUCCGGGCAAUGACGAGGGGAAGAACUUUGGCCCUGGUGGCCCCCAGCCAGGCCCGCCCCAGCAGCAGCCCCCCAACCUCAACCCCUCCGGCCCCCCAACCAACAACAACACCCCUGGGCCCUCCCCGUCCUCCGGCCCCCCCCAGCCCGGGGGAGGAUUCCCGGGUCACCCGGACGUCCAGCAUCCCAACCCGAAUACCCCCGGCCAGCCCUCCUCCGUCCCGCCCCCCCCCAACCCCAACUCCUCUCCCACUGGUCCUCUGAAUGGCCCUCAGCAGCCGCCGUCCAAUCAGCAUCCGCCGCCUAACUCCACCGGUGGCCCGUCCUCCAACAACUCUUCCCAGCAGCCGCCACAGACGACGCCGCCCAACUCCGCCCCUGGUCCCACCCCGUACAAUCAACAGAACAGUGGCCCGGGCUCUGCCCCCAUGCCCAACCAACCACCCAACUCUACCCCUAAUAACUUGCCCAACAACGGCGGUGCCAACACGCCCGGCAACAAUCCCAACCCCCCGUCCAAUUCCACCCCGACUCCCACCACCCAGUCGCCCCUGCCCCCUGGUCCCGCGCCCCCCUCCUCCGGCCCCGGUGGGGGCCCCCCGAAAAUGGGCGGGGGGUCGGUGUGCCCCUGCGGCUUUUGCUUGUCCGAGGUGCACGACGACCAGGAGGCCAUCUUGUGCGAGGCGUCGUGCAAGCGCUGGUUCCACCGUGACUGCACGGGCCUGACGGAGCCGGCGUACGGGCUCCUGAACCGCGAGGACGCCGCCAUCUGGGCCUGCGACUUCUGCCUCAAGAGCAAAGAGAUCCAGGCAGUGUACGUACGACAGGGGAUGGGCCAGCUGGUGGCAGCUAAUGAGGGCUGAGAGAAAGAGAGCGAGAGAGAGAGAGAGGGGUUUGUUUGUGUGUGUGUGUGUGUGUAUGUGUAUGUGUGUGUGUGUGUGUAUGGUGCUGGGGUAGUCUGGGAUGAAAGAGGAAGAUGUGAUGGAGGCUUAUACCAGCUUGUUGGGGUGAGUGAAUCCUGAGGAGAGGAAGAGGUGGGGAAGAAAUGGACUUUCAGCAGCGAUUUUCUUUGUCUUUGGCCUUUAUUUUGGAACGCCCUGCGCCUGAUUCUCACUAAUGUUAAUGUUAUUUUUUUUUUCUUUUGGCUCAUUCUGUAAAUAAGCACUUUGGGUGUCUCUCGCUAAAGAAAAACAAACAAACAAACAUAAUUUACCGUUUCAUUUACAAGUCCAAACACAUCCUCUGUAAAUUGUACAAAUCAAAAGCACACCGGAGCUACCAUGUCCUCUGGUGAAGCACUGACAUCAACUCGCUACCUCACACACUCUACAAACUCGCCAGCCCAGCCCAGACCCACACCAGGCAAGGCUGUGUGUCACACUGUCAUUCUUCCCCCCCCUCUCUCGCUCCUCUCUCCACUAAGGUUCCGGUCUCUCAGAAAUCUCUCUCCCAGUUGUAGCCCAUCUUGCACGCCUCCUGUGAAACAACAUGAUGCAGAAGCAACCAAUCUGUAGAUACUCGACCAUUGAGUCACUAACACACCAACAGACUUCCCUCUGUCCACUAAGGAACACAGUUGAACUGAACUUUGAACUGCAAAGGCAAAUAUUUCCAGGCUCCUGCAGUCACAAUGGAUUGUUUUCUUUUGUUUUUGUUUUUGUUUUUCAUUUUAAAGCUCCACCUUCAGACAUGUUUUCUCUGGCGGCGAUAAAAGCUGAGCUGGCAGAGUAGCAAUGGGGUUCGGUGUAGCAUGUAGUGAAAUCAGUCAUAUCAUGUCAUAUGUGUAUAGUCUUUGGCUUGCAUGUGAACCAAUGCAGUAACUUGUGUUUUUUUUGUUUGUUUGUUUUUCUUUUGUUUUCAUUUUGGGCUUUUGCUUUGAGCAGGGCCUUGAAGUAGACCAAAUAACUGGAUGAAAAAAAAAAAAAGAAUUCUCCAAACUCAUCUUACUGUCACUGCGCAAGAUGUUUGUAUUUUUUUUUUUUUUUUUAAUAUACGUUAUUUUUUUAACAUUUCUGUCCAAGUUGCCUUUCUCUUAGCUGUUCUUUUUUGGUACUGAUAUCUGUGCUGUUCUAUGUGCUCUUCUCUGGCGACCUCUGGUGGAUUGGAGGUGCAGUUACAUGCGGGGUGGGAAGAGGGAUGGUACUGUAAUGUGCUCAGAAGUAAAGCGAAUUUUGAUUUUGUA
Sardina pilchardus (European sardine) is the source of this 3855-nucleotide messenger RNA. RefSeq names its product pygopus homolog 2 (Drosophila) (gene pygo2). NCBI's taxonomy places the organism in Eukaryota, Metazoa, Chordata, Actinopteri, Clupeiformes, Clupeidae. Bases 815 to 2536 code for a protein of 573 amino acids. The transcript has 3 exons. The record is from RefSeq and is a predicted model, not a curated record.